This is a messenger RNA of Plenodomus lingam JN3, 699 nucleotides long. RefSeq lists its product as uncharacterized. The record is from RefSeq and is a predicted model, not a curated record. Lineage: Eukaryota; Fungi; Ascomycota; Dothideomycetes; Pleosporales; Leptosphaeriaceae. Gene Ontology annotation, molecular function: acetyltransferase activity.
AUGGCAGCCACGACCAAGAAUGAGCAAGAGUUGGAAAAGGCGAGAAAGUUGAACCAUGUGCCUUGGUGUGAGGAGUAUGAGAAAAUGAUAUCUGGCAUGCUCUACAACGCCUUCUCCCCCGAACUAAAUGGCGCCCGCUACCGCGCCCGCGCCUUCGCCCAUAAAUACAACACCGAAUUCCCCAGCUCCGCCUCCCAAGACCCCACCACCGCCUUCGACACCCUCACCCAAACCCGACUCGCCGCCCUGAAAACAACACUCGGCCACAUCGCCGACGACGAAACCAUCAUCGAACCCCCCUUCAACAUCGACUACGGCUGCAACAUCUCCCUCGGCAAACGCUUCUACUCAAACUUCAACCUCACGAUUCUAGACUGCAGUCUCGUGACGAUUGGUGAUCGCUGCAUGUUUGGGCCCAAUGUGAGCAUCUUUGCUGCCACGCAUGAGGCCGAGGUGCAGAGUCGCAGGGAUAAUAUCGAGUAUGGGCGACCGGUGACGAUUGGGGAUGACUGCUGGAUUGGCGGGAAUGUGGUGAUUUUGCCGGGCGUGACGAUUGGGAGGGGGUGCACAAUUGGGGCAAUGAGUGUGGUCUCGAGGGAUAUUCCAGAGUUUAGUGUUGCCUUGGGGCAGCCGGCAAAGGUGGUGAAGAAGGUCAAGGAGGUGCCGUUGGAAAUCGAACAAGAUGCUGCCGCGAAAUGA